Molecule: messenger RNA, 1042 nt
Organism: Nelumbo nucifera (sacred lotus)
Lineage: Eukaryota; Viridiplantae; Streptophyta; Magnoliopsida; Proteales; Nelumbonaceae
Product: protein MOTHER of FT and TFL1-like
Source: RefSeq, a predicted model, not a curated record
CUCCCUCCUACCUCUCUCUCACACAGAAAUUAAGAAAUACCCAUAAAAACAGCAAUAGCAAGUUUGCAUUUGGAAUUCCUUCGGUUCGGAAUUACUCGUCCCCUCUCUCCCUCUUCUUGGCUUUACGCUUGAUAAUCGAAAACCUAAAGCUCACGCCAACGGCCCUUUUCUCACUUCCUCAUCUCCUCCAUCACUUGACCUUUUCUCGCCUUUCGUCUCGGCGAUCUCUAUGCGUCGGUCCAUAGAGCCACUCGCCGUCGGGAAGGUGAUCGGAGAUGUUCUCGACAUGUUCUCUCCGACCCUCGAAUUCACCGUUCAUUACGGAUCCAAACAAGUCGCCAAUGGCUGCGAGAUCAAGCCUUCUGCUGCAGCUAAUAAGCCCAAAGUUCAACUCUCUGGUUCUCGUCUCUCUAACAAUCUCUACACUCUUGUGAUGACCGAUCCUGAUGCUCCAAGUCCCAGUGAACCCACGAUGAGGGAAUGGCUCCAUUGGAUCGUAGUAGAUAUUGCAGAAGGUUCAGAUGCCACGAAAGGGAAAGAGCUGGUGAGUUACAUGGGACCUCGGCCUCCGACCGGCAUUCACCGAUACGUCUUCACACUGUUUCAGCAGAAGGGACCCAUAACGGAGGAGACUCGACCGCCAGAUGCCCGUGGCAGUUUCAACACCCGCAAUUUCGCCGCACAAAACGGGCUGGGCCUCCCGGUGGCUGCUGUGUAUUUUAAUGCCCAGAAGGAGCCAGCGACCAGGAAACGCUGACUGACCUGUUUCACUCGAUCAUAUACGUACAUAAUUUAGUCGUUUCGCUUGUUUGUUUUGUUUGUCUGUCUCACUUGCUUGCUUAGGUUAGCUUAAGUCGCUGUUUGGUUCUUGACAUUUUUAUUUAUGCUUUUAUAAAUUUAUAUACCGUUGUUUGGAUACACGACUCCGACUAGCCUUGGAAUUGCAGAAGAUAGGAGCUAGGAGAUAGCAUAGCAGGAAUGUGUUUGGUCAUAGGCCUUGGUUGGAAUAUAGAUACAUAAAACCAAAGUUACAUGGAAGUUC